CAUGCAAAUGUGGUAGCCAGGGAGAUGCGCGGUCUCCAUUCAUUGCUCCCAGCUGGAAGGAGAAGACUGCGCGCGAGCGGCUCCGCGAUUCUGCAGACUUCCCCGCCGAGCGCCGUUCACGCGUUUCGCCGUCUACAGAAACACUGUGCGGACACACACACACACACACACACACACACGCGCUCGAAAUUCCGCGUUACCUCACCGCAAACAUUUGGCAAUUAACAAGCUGAUUUGCGUUCAGGAGCUAAUGAAGAUAUAUUAACCUCCAUAAAAAAGAACUUCUAGGCAGUUUGGUGGUCUUCAUCACCAGGCCUAAAGAGGAGCUCAGUGAAAGAAGCAAUUGUUGCUGCUUAUCCAUCUGUGAAGACAGGCUAAUAAACAUGGGGAAACACAACAGCAAGCUUGCCCCAGAGGUUCUGGAUGACCUGACCAAGAAUACAGAGUUCAACGAGGCAGAGUUGAAGCAGUGGUAUAAAGGCUUCCUGAAGGACUGUCCCUCUGGCAUCCUUAAUCUGGAGGAGUUCCAGCAGCUUUAUGUCAAGUUCUUCCCCUACGGUGAUGCCUCGAAAUUUGCUCAGCAUGCCUUUCGUACCUUUGACAAAAAUGGCGAUGGCACAAUUGACUUCAGGGAGUUUAUCUGUGCCUUGUCCAUCACCUCUCGAGGAAGCUUUGAGCAGAAACUCAACUGGGCCUUCAAUAUGUAUGAUUUGGAUGGAGAUGGCAAGAUUACACGCAUGGAGAUGCUUGAAAUUAUAGAGGCAAUUUAUAAAAUGGUUGGCACGGUCAUUAUGAUGCGAAUGAACGAAGAUGGCUUGACACCCCAGCAGCGUGUGGACAAAAUCUUCAGCAAGAUGGACAAAGACCACAAUGAUGAGAUCACACUGGAGGAGUUCAAAGAGGCGGCCAAAAGUGACCCUUCCAUUGUCCUUCUGCUGCAAUGUGACAUGCAGAAGUAAGAGAGAAAAGGAAAGUUGGCAAGAGAGGGUGUAGGUAUAAGGCAGGAGCUAUGAAGCAACAUGUACAGACAUUUAGAUAAAAGUAGGUUAGUAAGAGUAGAAUUAUAGCACUGUGUACAUAUAGUACAAUACGGUAGAAUGUGAGAGUAAUCAGGUUUUGGGACAGUUUAGAGAAUGAGGAUGGAGUGAUGGAAGCCUGCAUUUUUUGGUCAUGCAGAGAACUGCACUGAUUAUCAGACAGUUAUACCAUGCCAUUGUGAUUUUCAGGUCCAAGCCUAAAACUACAAGAUAUUUAGACCAUUUUAAUACUUAAUGCUCUUGAUUUUUGGAAUUUUUAUUUAUUUAAUAGAAUCCAUACGAAUUCAUUGAGCAAAAUUGUGGCAGCUCUAAAUUCUUUAGGUUUCUGUUUCCUUAAAAUGUUUGUGUCAAGUGUCAAAUAGCCCACAUGCUUUUUUUUUUUAACCUGUGAACAAAAUUUUUUCAAUCCUUCCAUAGAUAAAGGACCAUAUUCAGAGUUCAGUUACAUGCACUUAAUAAGAAUCUAAUACCAAAUUUGCCCCCAUUACUAUUCAAACCUCGAACAUAACUUCAGACUUGAACUCUUCUGCAAGGUACAUCUCAAGUAUGUGCUAUUCUAAAUUUGAAAUUAAGCCAGUUUUGUUGUGCAGUGUCAGCAUGAAUGAGGAGCAGUAUUAAGUCCACCAUCACUGGCUGAAAAUUCGAUGUAGCCACAUAAUAAUUUCACAGUUUGUGGUUCUAAAUAAACUUGAAUGGCCAUCUGUUGUUUGUAGGAAGGAUAUCUAACAGCUUUUUAAUUGGAGACAUCACUUGUGCCCAGGACUGAUUUCUAAAUUAAUAUAUUGUGCUUAAAAAGUCUUUGUUCAUCUUAUCCUUCAAACUUUGGCCACAAAAUAUUUGCAGGAGGGUGCAUGGAAUUAACAAAACACUGGCUUUAUUUUAUUUAUAUGAAAUUAGCUAAUUAAAAGCAUGAGGUGAGUGUCUGCUUAAACUGGAUACAGUGGAUAUAUAUAUAUUUAGUUUUAUCUUGUGACAAUAAUAAUAAUAAUAUUAAUAAUAAUAAUAAUAAUAAUAAUAAUAGGGUUUACUGGAUUAAUUACUAAUUACUGGAUUAAGUGCUAUUUUAUUUUAUAUGCAGCUGUAUCUGUAUAAUGAGUAUAGGGCCAUAAUUUAUAUUAAAUCAGAUGUGUUGUGAUUAAUGAAAAAAUUGCAAUUGCUUGGAUUAUCUAUAAAAAAAAAUGGUUAUAAACUGUUGCUAUCUUUUUGCUUAUCACAUUUCUAAUUUUCGUAUUUUUUGUAUUUACUGUUGCUUAGCUUUAUGCUACAACAUAUUUUACGGCUGAGAGCAAAAAGAAUUUAAUCAAUAAUCUAGCAAAUAAGAAAUCUAAUUUGAUUUCUGUCUAAUUCUGUUUUCAUUCAUCCAAAUUUUUCAAGAUUAAAGGCAAAUGCUUGCAUUAACAGGCAGUGGUCCUGGCUCUUUUGAAACCUCAGCAGUUCUACAAACAAAUCAAAACAAUUUUGCCAACACUGUAGACAUGGUCGACACACAGGCUAUUUUAAUAAACUUAAUAGGUUAUUCAGAAAUUUAAAUUAAGCUUCUACAGAAACUCAUUUUAAAGACAAAGAACUUUCCCUCACGUAAAACGUAUCUGUUUAAAUCUCCAGCUCUGAUAAAGGCUUGUGCAGUGUUGUAAUUAUGAUGGAUAUUAGAUAUACCAUCAUAACCUACUAUCGGAUGUUUGAGGCAGAUAAUUUACUGGUGGUCUUCAUCUGCAGAUCAAUUCUUAAAUAUCAAUGGUUCAAAAUGUAGAAUAAUUAUUGUGUCAUGCUGGUUCUGGGUCACUGACAUAUCGGAACAGAAUUUUGCUAGCCUUAAGAGUUGGAGUCUAUGUACAUGUAAUUAGUGAAAUGUAAAUGUUUCAUGAGACCUGUUUUCAUAUUACAACACUGCUGCAUUUGUGUUUAAACACAAAAGAACAUUCUGUAUAGGAUAUAGAUCUGUCUUAAUGUGUGAAAGUGUAAAAAAAUGGAAAUGUGAGGAAUUUAUAUGUGCAAAAAUGUGUAUCCAUAUGUUUGUGGUUGUUUGUAUGUAUACAUGUGCGUGUGCGUGGGUGAGGCGUGUGUGUGUGUGUGUGUGUGUGUGUGUGUGUAGGUGAAUGUAUGCGUGUACAUUGGAAAGCAAAUGCCUCAGUCUAUGAUAUUUCUGUUAUAGUAGCUGCCCACACUGUUCUGAGAGUAUUAAAGUGAUGUUAGUUGUU
Messenger RNA from Silurus meridionalis, 3235 nucleotides. RefSeq names its product hippocalcin like 4 (gene hpcal4). Gene Ontology annotation, molecular function: calcium ion binding. Bases 384 to 959 code for a protein of 191 amino acids. The record is from RefSeq and is a predicted model, not a curated record. Lineage: Eukaryota; Metazoa; Chordata; Actinopteri; Siluriformes; Siluridae. The transcript is spliced from 5 exons.